UUUAUUUACAAACGUCAGUGAAUUGCAGAAAAAAUAUUAAUUAGUACACGAACAGUGUUUAUUAAUUAAUUUUGGUGGAACUAAAGUUUAAAUACAAUCUAAAAUGACUUCAUACACUGAAGGCUUUGAUAAUUUUUCUGUAACAUUGUUUUUCGAAAAUUAUGGAUGGAUACUGUUAGGGGCAUUUAUUCUAUUUUAUUGUUUGUACAAUAAAUUGGCCCCUAAGAUAAGCAAAUAUUUUCAGCAACGUGAGGAAAGAAACUAUGCUGCAAAGUACCAUAAAGAUGUUGAUGUUAUAUUUGAUAGACUGACUAAACAGCAAAUAUUGGUAGAAAAACUGCAGGAAAAAUAUAACAAAGAGGCAGAAGAGUAUAAAAAAAAACUUGAAGAGAGGGAAAGAAAGAAACGAGAAGAAUUUUUAGAAAAGCAAAACUUAAUAUGUGGUGGACAGAAACUUGGAAGUAGCUCUGGGUCUGGAACAAAUAAAUCUUUUAAGCCUGAAUAUAAUCCUUUGAUGGGGAGUGGUGGCACUAAUUACCGGCCUCAGAGAAAAACACCAUGCUCAGGAGGGGGAUGUGGCAAAUAGUUUUCAUUUUUGUU
Molecule: messenger RNA, 600 nt
Organism: Agrilus planipennis (emerald ash borer)
Lineage: Eukaryota; Metazoa; Arthropoda; Insecta; Coleoptera; Buprestidae
Product: selenoprotein S B
Exons: 5
Coding region: 104-586 (160 amino acids)
Biological process (GO): retrograde protein transport, ER to cytosol; endoplasmic reticulum unfolded protein response
Cellular component (GO): Derlin-1 retrotranslocation complex; endoplasmic reticulum membrane; Derlin-1-VIMP complex
Source: RefSeq, a predicted model, not a curated record